UUAUUUUAAGGCUUCGUGAUGACGUAGUAGUAAGUUCGCUUUAACUGUGUUUCCCAAAUCGUGUAGUCACUGUGGGAAGCUAGGAGCUAACUUUUAAUAACAAAUAAAUAGUUUAUGGGUUUACUACUGGCAAGGAUUACACGAUAACAUCUUCACAAUGUCUAUUAUGUCCUAUAAUGGAGGGGCUGUCAUGGCCAUGAGGGGGAAGAACUGUGUGGCGAUAGCAGCGGACCGAAGGUUUGGCAUUCAGGCUCAGAUGGUCACCACAGAUUUCCAGAAGAUCUUCCCAAUGGGAGACAGGCUGUACAUCGGUCUGGCUGGUCUGGCUACUGAUGUCCAGACAGUAGCUCAGCGGCUUAAAUUCAGACUGAAUCUGUACGAGCUGAAAGAGGGUCGUCAGAUCAAACCCAAAACCUUCAUGAGCAUGGUGUCCAACCUGUUGUAUGAGAGGAGGUUUGGGCCAUACUACAUUGAGCCAGUGAUUGCUGGACUAGAUCCUAAAAGCUUUGAACCCUUCAUCUGCUCCUUGGAUUUGAUUGGCUGCCCCAUGGUGACUGAAGAUUUUGUUGUGAGCGGGACCUGCUCGGAGCAGAUGUACGGCAUGUGCGAGUCUUUGUGGGAGCCCGACAUGGAACCAGAGGAUCUGUUUGAGACCAUCUCUCAGGCGAUGCUGAAUGCUGUCGACCGGGACGCCGUGUCCGGUAUGGGAGUGGUCGUUCAUGUUAUUGAAAAAGACAAGAUUACCACACGAACCCUGAAAGCCAGGAUGGAUUAGAGCUUCUGUUUCUCCUCACUUAUGAAGUUUUGUACAAAACUUAUUCCCAACACCCUGUUUUCUUACUGAUACUGUUCAAUAAAUAAAAAUGGAAUUAAAGAAAAAA
This is a messenger RNA of Nothobranchius furzeri (turquoise killifish), 881 nucleotides long. RefSeq names its product proteasome 20S subunit beta 3 (gene psmb3). Gene Ontology annotation, biological process: proteasome-mediated ubiquitin-dependent protein catabolic process. Lineage: Eukaryota; Metazoa; Chordata; Actinopteri; Cyprinodontiformes; Nothobranchiidae. Gene Ontology annotation, cellular component: proteasome core complex, beta-subunit complex; proteasome core complex. The record is from RefSeq and is a predicted model, not a curated record.